Molecule: messenger RNA, 984 nt
Organism: Hydatigera taeniaeformis
Lineage: Eukaryota; Metazoa; Platyhelminthes; Cestoda; Cyclophyllidea; Taeniidae
Source: the annotation of a GenBank genome assembly
CCUACAAUGCUACGAGGAGGAACAGUCCAGCCGGCAUCUUUCAUGAAUCCCAGAGCGGACGCCCAAGCAGUGGCUGAGGCUUUUACAGGACAAGGUUACAACAAAGAAGCGCUGCUGGACAUAUUCGCCAACCGAUCGACGUUUCAGCGCAGUCUCAUUUUGAAUGCCUACAAGGCGGGAUUUGGUGAGUCCCUUAAAGCGAAGGUGAAGACAGAGAUUAAUGGCGACUUCAAAACAUGCCUCCUCUCCUCUUUCGACGACCAAAGCCAUGCUGAUGCCAGAGCACUCUACAAGGCCCUGUCAAGCAGGAACAUUCACAACAACAUCCUUAUGGAGGUCAUUUGCACCUCCACCAAUCAGGAAAUUCGCGACAUCAAAUUGGCUUACCAAGAAAUACUACAGGAGGAGAACAAAGAUCAAAAGCAAAAGGGUCUGGAGAGCGACCUAAAGUCUAGCACAUCCGGCAACUUUCAGCGACUUUUGAUCGCCCUAAUUCAGGGAAUGCGCAGUGAUAGCUUUGAUCCUCAGAUCGCCGCCAUGGACGCAAAGAUUCUCUACGAUGCUGGUGAAGGCCGAAUGGGAACGGACGACUCCACCUUCAUUCGCAUAUUUGCCACUCGGAGUUGGGAGAGUCUGCGAAAAACCGACGAGGUGUAUGCAGAGUCAUUCGGACAUGGACUGUUUGAGGCGGUGGAAAAGGAGACUCGAGGCCACUUUCGGAGGGGUCUUCAACUCAUCUUGGAAGCUGCCACCAACCGAAUCAAGUGCUUCGCAAAAAUACUUUACGAAUCACCAAAGACUCCAGAAACCCGGGAUGACACACUUUUCAGAAUGGUAGUUGGACACUCGGAGUCGGAUCUCGCGCUAAUCAGACAUUACUACAAUGCCAAUUAUCCACAACCAUUAGGUGAAAUGAUUAAAACGGAAACUGGUGGCGAUUGUCGUCUUUUUCUACUCGCGAUCCUUCGGGAAUCUGCGAAUUGA